Molecule: messenger RNA, 510 nt
Organism: Paramecium pentaurelia
Lineage: Eukaryota; Ciliophora; Oligohymenophorea; Peniculida; Parameciidae
Source: the annotation of a GenBank genome assembly
AAUGAAAAAAAUCAGAAAUGUAUGUUGUAAAAUAGUUAACAUUUCUGAAUCCUCUAAAGAAGUAUUUUAUUUUAUUAGUCUAGGCUGAAUUUGAAGAUCCUUGUUUUGAUUUGAUAUUGUAAAAUGUCCCCUGUUAUAAAUGUUAUAUGGUUUCAGAAGUUAAUGUUUUCAAAGAUCUAUGGAAAUGUGAAGGAUGCAAAGAUGAUUAUGAUUCUUAAACUAUGGAAAAGUUGAUAUGCUAAUUUGUAGAACAAUAAUUGUUAUUCUAUCAAAUACAAGAUCUUUAUUGUGUCAAAUGUAAAUAAACUUAAGAUUAUUCAUUCUAAAAAAGGUAUAAAAUAUCAUUAUAUUUUUAGUUGUCAAUGUUCUGCUUAAUUUCAAAUAAAACUUGAUCAAUUUGAAAAAUGCUUUAUUAGAACACCCACAUAACUUUUUGAUAGUUUAUUAUAGUUAGCAAUAGAAAAGAAUCUUCAUGGAUUAAAGACAUUAAUAUCCUCAAUAAAUAUUUGA